AUGGAUCGCGCUAUCUUUAUAGAAGAGUUGCGAUCGCUGGAUGCGCUGCCAACCCUGGAGCGGACGGAACGACGGAGUCUUCGCACAAGGCUGCGGAACUUUUUCUCAAAAUCAUACGCGGAAACGCUUGGUCUCCUCAGAAGCUUCAGGUCCAACCAUUCACCGCCUCCGAAAGAUGAGCCUGUCACCGAUUUCCCAGACAGGUCGGCCAGGUUGCACAUCGCAAACAGAGUCAUGAAGCUCGCCGACACGGCCAGAUUCACCGACGACGGUCCUGAAAUGGCGGAGUUGGAGUCUCUCCUCAACUGCGGCAUCCGUGAGAACCUGGAUAUCCUUCACUCCGUGUUAGAGGAGCAACUGCGCAACUGCAAAACUCACCAUGUCCUACGCCUGCGACUGACUGGGUUCCGCCACAAAGAUCACAAUGACUCGAAGACAAAUUUCCAGUUUUGCAUCAAUCCGCGUCACAGUGGUCCCACCUACCAAUACUCAUGGGUGAAAUGCACCGCGAAUUUCCAGUUGCAUUCGUCCACCCCAAGGGCAGAAAAAACGCUCUGCCAGCAAAUCGACAAAGCUGAGAACGACAACAAAUAUCUUCACAUCUCCAUCAAUCCUCAAGGUCGAACACAGCCGAAUAUCAAUAGCGACAGGGCAGACCGAAAUACACCGCAAUGGCCAGAAAAUCACGAUUUGGUCGUCGAGUACGGAGGGUCUACCGCAACGAUGCGAAUGAAGAGCUUGGCCCAGCUUAUAGCGGCUCCCGAAAAUGCAGGGAUUCAUAGCUCGACGCAUGCUACCGUGAAACAGAAACGUCGUUUAUGCUUCAAUAGACGUCGCUUAUGCUUCAAUUUGGCUCUUUCUGCCUUCUUCCUCAAAGUUUCGUCAAGGAAACAAGUUCGAUGGUGUCAGGGAAGCAACCUUGAUGCGAACAUAUACUUUUGUCAAGACCCAGGCCCUCCUUGCCUGCAAGACCAAACACAAGCAUAUCUCUCCUAUCCAAUUGAUCUUGGCUCACCAGAGCCAGAAGCUGAUCGAGACCUGGAAUGCGAUCUGAGAUUACUAGAACUGGGGAAGCUUUUGGUUGAGGUCAGGUUCUGGAGAACCCCAGACAUUGGUGGCGGUGAAGACAUGUCCAUGGAAAAGAUCCGACAGGAGUUGGAGUCGCUCAUAAUUGACCAAGAGUUGAAUGGCUGUGAAAUUUCCUUCGUCAACAUCGUCAAAGCAUGUCUCGAUUCGGCGGGCAAGUUUGCCACGGGAGCGCCUGGCGACCGCGACUUCCUAGAAUACAUGUUCUCCCAAAUUAUCCAGCCACUCGCUGCAUGGGCUGAGAUCGAUAUCGCUGCCGAGGAUUCUGAUGACCGCAUUUUAGCUGUCACUGAGGAACCGCGAAAGCAACUGGAGGAGCUGCCCCAUAGCAGGGUCAGGGGAGUGGACAGUGACGGAGCGAGAUUGUUCAUGCAUAAAAUGCGGGAUUUCACGAAUAACUAUGUGAAUAAACUCUGCAGCAGACCGACGAGCAAGACAUUGCCAGGCCAUCGGAACAACAAGGUCCGCAUAGCUGUAAUCGACAGCGGCGUGUGCAGCAGAGAUUUGGAGAUCCGGCUGUAUAUGAAAAACAAGAGAAUUGCAGAUGUGCGCAACUUCUCCAGCUUGGAUGUUCAUGAUUGGGAAGACAUCCACGGUCAUGGAACAACGGUUGCGAAAAUAGCCUUGGAAGUUGCCCCACAGGCGGACAUCUUUAUCGCAAAGGUAGUGAACUCGCAGGACAUUUCGGACGCCAAUUUAUUCAAUGUGGCCAAGGCAAUUGAUUGGGCGGUUCAAGUUUGGAAAGUAGAUAUUAUCAACUUGUCACUCGCUAUGAAGCUCAAGUUGGAUGAUAUCGAUGAGUCGCUCUCAUAUGCCUUGAUUCCAGGAUCGAAAAUUAUUUUCGCCGCGGCACACGAGAAUGUUGGCCGCAACGAACGCCCAUCUUGGCCCGGUAGUAAAACCGGUGUCAUUGCGAUUCACUCCACUGAUGGCUUGGGGAACCCUCUCCCAACGAAUGCAAGCGUCGGCAAGGAGGAAUACUUUGCCACGUUGGGAAGUGGGAUCCCCGUGAAAGAGGCCUUCUACAAGACGAAGAAUCAUCGAGAUGUCUAUGCGACGGGAGCGUCGUACGCGACACCAAUCGCGGCAGGGAUUGCCGCCAACGUGCUGGAGAUCCUCCGGCAUGAGGCAUCCGAACGGUUUGAUGAUGUGAGGACGUAUUUCUACAAUGGCCGCUACAUCAAAACACUCUUCGAAGAAAUGUCCCAGGAAACCAACGGGUGCCGUUUUGUGCAGCCAUGGACAUUUUGGGAGGCCAUGAGCGACUCCUCAAGGUUUCGUGACAUUGAACUGAAGCCAAACGACGAGAAGAAUAUCAUCAAAGUGUUGGAGCUGUUGGCGGUUUGA
Cordyceps militaris CM01 is the source of this 2433-nucleotide messenger RNA. RefSeq names its product subtilisin, putative. Bases 1 to 2433 code for a protein of 810 amino acids. Gene Ontology annotation, molecular function: serine-type endopeptidase activity. The record is from RefSeq and is a predicted model, not a curated record. The transcript is spliced from 5 exons. Lineage: Eukaryota; Fungi; Ascomycota; Sordariomycetes; Hypocreales; Cordycipitaceae. Gene Ontology annotation, biological process: proteolysis.